Molecule: messenger RNA, 1587 nt
Organism: Mesorhabditis belari
Lineage: Eukaryota; Metazoa; Nematoda; Chromadorea; Rhabditida; Rhabditidae
Source: the annotation of a GenBank genome assembly
AUGAUCCCUCAAGAAAAACGCGAAAAGAGCUACUGGUUUGGGCUUGACUUUUUUCGUUCACUGAAGACACUAUUCCCACUAUUGUAUCCGGGACUGGAAUGGGCUCUGAUUUUUACUCUAUUGACAGGAGCAGCCGCUGGAGGGUAUGAAAAAGUCAACUAUGACACGGGAAUGAUGAUCGGAAAGUUCUACUUGUAUUUGUCGAUGAAAGAUGAGCACGGAUUUUGGCAUACUUUCUGGAAAGCCACUUGGUGGUAUUUGGCUCAAUGUGCGUUAACCGCUUUGGUGAGUCUCUUUUCAUCAGCUCUCUACUUGUCUUUUCGUCGAAACAUCACGCGAAUCUUGCACAAUCGAUACUUUUCCAACAAUGUCUGCUUUCAAUUGAACACCGUUGAUAAUGAAGGAAUCGAUAAUCCGGAUCAAAGAGUCUCACAAGAUGUGGAAAAAUUCUGUAACUUGUUGGCGGUGAAAGUUUUUCCGAAUUUUCUUGUAGCACCGUUCGUUGUUGGGUAUUACACUUGGAGAACGUGGCACACAUCUGGUGGAGUUGGAGUUGGGGUUAUUUAUGGAUACUUUUUGAUCAGCUCUAUCGUCAACCUCGUCAUCAUUCAACCGUUGACGAAAUGGGCCGGGAAAGUCGAGAAAGCUGAGGGUUGCUUUAGAUAUAAACAUGUCUCCGUUCGGGACAACGCUGAAGGAAGCGCUUUCUACAAGGCCGACUUCUUUGAACUCCGAGAAUGCAAUCGCAUCUUCAACAUUCUACUCAGAAAUCAAGCCUUCUUCAUCUCAUUCCGUGCGCCAGUCAUGUUUUCCCAAAACUUUUUCGCCUAUUUUGGUGGCGUUUUAACGUAUGCCAUUCAAGUGAUUCCGAUUUUUUGGAUGCAUUCCUAUGAUGACCUAGAUGUCAGCAAAUUUGCUGAGAAACUGAGCAAUAAUUCCUUUGUUUUCAUGUAUCUAAUCAAUAGCUUCACAAAGUUGACUGACUUGGCGAGCAGUGUUGGAGAGAUGGCUGUUUAUUCGCAAAGGAUUGCUGACUUGGUCGAUUUCACCAAAGAUGCAGUUUUGGCUAAACUUUGGCAUAAAAAUUCAGGAAAGAUUCAACUCCCGGAAAGAAAUGGUUAUAUAAUGUUUUUACCACAAAGACCUUAUUUGCCGAGUGGAAAUGUCUCACUUCGACAGCAGUUACUGUUCCCGAAUCUUGGCGAUAAACGAGUUGCCUCAAUCGUCGAAGAUUCCAAAUUGCAAGCAGUUCUCGCGUCACUUUCCUUGUCGCAUUUGAUCUCAAUGGCUGGUGGUUUUGAUGGAGAGGUGGAAUUUGAAUGGUCCGAGCGGCUAACACCCGGCGAGGCUCAACGAUUAUCGAUCUGCCGAGUUCUCAUCUCACAACCAUCACUGGUUUUCCUCGAUGAGGCCACCAAUAGUUUACCGGUGGCAAUGGAAAAAACGGUUUAUGAAUUGUUGAAAGAGGCAAAAAUCUCCUACAUCUCCACAGGACAUCAACUUACAUUGAGAGCCUAUCAUGACAUGAUUCUCAAUAUUGACGGCACCAAUGAGCACUCAUUAUAUAAAAAUGAACAGAAUCAUCUU